CAAUCAUUGAUUAGAUUAUUAUUAAUCAGAAAACUUUGUAAAAGUUUUUAAUUUUACAAUUAAUUUACUCAUAAAAGUGGUCAUAGUUUGAGAGAUGUGUCGACGAGUUGUGUCCAAAGUGUUGCGAUCAGUCUUAGCGGUGAUAGUGAUGGCAGGGAUGGGCUGUUAUGGUAUGAGUUGUGUGGAUGAGAGCGGGACUGCCAUCGAUUGGUUCAUUGUCUACAAAAUGCCUAAACUUGAAAAGUCUUCAUCAAAAUCGCUGACAACUGGUUUCAGCUAUUCGUUUAUCACCGAUAAGUCCAUCAAGUCUUUGGACGACUGGACUCUUUCUGACAAACAGAUCAACGAAGAGGACUCCAUAUUCGGCCAAACCAUUGGUCCCCUCAUUAAGAAGUUGGCCAAGUCUUCAUCGGACGUGUCUUAUGUCGUAUACAACGAUCAAUCGCCAGAUUCUUCGACGUCAAGUGGCGCGCACUCGAAGGGCUUGUUUGCCAUCGACUCGAGCGGUGGCUUUUGGUUAAGACAUUCAGUGCCCAGAUUUCCAUCGCUUCACAAACCGUAUGACUUCCCCCACAACGCCAAACACAACGGACAGACGGCCCUCUGUAUCAGUCUGAGCGCCAAAGACACGCAAAGUAUCAAUAAUAUAGUCUUCCAGUUGUUGGUCAUGAGACCAAACAUCUAUGGCAGCGAUAUUCAGGACGCGUUGAUCGCCAAAUCGGAUCUAUGGCUUCAGUUGAAGAAUAAAAAGUGGUUUAAAAACGAGACUCAAAGCCAACUCUUGAUUCAGACUAAAAAUCGUCUGGUUUUGACGAGUUUUGCCAAAAGUAGUAAAUAUGAGAAAGACUUGUAUUCGGGACUAAUUGCUCCGCAUUUCAUGAAAGACCUAUUAGUGCAGAGUUGGCGUAACGGCGCCGGCGAGAAGUUGCCCUCAGAUUGUAAAGACACUUAUAAAGUGCAAAAUGUGGACAAAAUCCAGAUUCCGGAUCAGAGUGUCAAAGACAUCGAUUGGGAGUAUACUGAAGACCACUCCAAAUGGGGUAUCACUAGUGAUAAGGCAAAGGCUUACACUUGUAUUGCAGAUAUUAAUCGCAUGAAAUCCCAGUUUAAGAGAGGGGGCGGAGGAAUGUGUAUAUCUUCAGACAAAGUGUGGCACAUAUUCAUGAAAUCUAUUGAACAGAUCGAAGGCUGUCAGAAGAGCUAUUAUUCGCUAUGCAUUGACAACACUGUGUCCCGAUUUGCCUCCAAACUGGUCAGUCUAUACGUGGCCUCAUUCAAGAGGGACGAGUGGGAGAAGUAUAUCCAGGAGUUGACUGAUCACGAGGUGACAGUCGGCAACUUCACCAACUCGUUGCGAACGGUGGACAACAAUAUCGGACUUAUGAUCAAAAGUUUGGAUCACUCGCGAAGAGUGAACUCCGCCGACUGGUAUCUCGUCGAUGGAAACAAUAGAUAUGUCCAGAACUGGUCUAUAAUCUCAAUAAUCAUAAUCAUUAUCUCAUCGGUGGUUCAGGUGUUGUUCGUCAAGAAACUCUUUGACUCGAAAGACACAUUCAAAGGCAAACCUCGAGCUUAAGAGGUGUUCCAUGGGUUCAAAAGCGAUUGUUUAAUGUCUAACAUAUUUAUUGAAUGUUACGAAUGGACGCGAAAUUGUGACUCUUUUGUCAGUUGAUGUUUAUUUUGAUAAAACUUUUUAUAACUUAUAAUUGUUUGUAAUUUAUAUGAUUAUAUCAACUCUCAGACAUUCCGACACUUGUGUUGUUAACCUUAAUUGUUACCCAAAAAUCAAAAGCCAAUUGAAACUCAUAUUUCUUAAGAACUUAAAUUAUUUUUAUGAUUAAAGAUUAAAAACUGUUUUUAUC
Oppiella nova is the source of this 1862-nucleotide messenger RNA. NCBI's taxonomy places the organism in Eukaryota, Metazoa, Arthropoda, Arachnida, Sarcoptiformes, Oppiidae. The record is from the annotation of a GenBank genome assembly.